CCAUUACUUAAAUAUACUCUUCUUUUAGCUCACCAAUAUUGGAAUUCAAUUGGCAAAUAUAACAUUUACCAAUUUAACAAUGGAAAGUGAUAAAUUUAUCUGUGUCCGAGAAAAAGUUGGGGAAACUUCUCAAGUCGUUAUUGUCGAUAUGGCAGAUCCAACCAAUCCUAUUCGACGUCCCAUAACAGCAGAAAGUGCAAUAAUGAACCCUGCUUCUAAAGUUAUUGCUUUAAAGGGCAAAACUGGAGUAGAAGCCCAAAAAUCACUUCAAAUAUUUAACAUCGAAAUGAAAUCGAAAAUGAAGGCUCACACAAUGAAUGAAGAUGUUAUAUUUUGGAAAUGGAUUUCCUUAAAUACAUUGGCACUAGUUACAGAAACAUCUGUGUAUCAUUGGUCUAUGGAAGGUGAUUCACAACCAGUGAAGAUGUUUGAUAGGCAUUCGUCGUUGAAUGGCUGUCAAAUAAUCAACUAUAGAACAGAUCCAAAGCAAAAUUGGCUCUUGUUGGUUGGCAUCAGUGCACAGCAGAGUCGUGUUGUUGGAGCCAUGCAGCUUUACUCAGUGGAAAGGAAGUGUUCACAACCUAUUGAAGGACAUGCUGCAUCGUUUGCUACAUUCAAGAUGGAAGGAAAUCCAAAACCAUCAACAUUGUUCUGCUUUGCAGUAAGGACUGUACAAGGAGGAAAAUUACACAUUAUUGAAGUUGGUCAAAGUCCUCAAGGAAACCAGCCUUUUCCUAAAAAGACAGUUGAUGUAUUCUUCCCACCAGAAGCUCAAAACGAUUUCCCAGUUGCGAUGCAAGUGUCCACGAAAUAUGAUGUUAUCUACCUGAUUACCAAAUAUGGUUACAUUCAUUUAUAUGAUAUCGAAACUGGGACAUGUAUCUAUAUGAAUAGAAUAUCUAGCGACACCAUCUUUGUUACGGCUCCCCAUGAGACUACUGGUGGAAUAAUAGGUGUUAAUCGAAGAGGUCAAGUAUUGUCCGUAACAAUCGACGAAGAUAAUUUAAUAAAGUAUGUGAAUACAGUUUUGCACAAUGCCGACCUAGCUUUAAGAUUGGCUGUCAGAAACAAUUUAGCUGGAGCUGAGGAUCUGUUUGUUAGCAAGUUUCAGACGCUCUUUCAAAGUGGUCAAUAUGCAGAAGCAGCAAAAGUUGCUGCUAAUGCUCCUAAAGGAAUUCUACGAACUCCAUCCACUAUUCAAAUGUUCCAACAGGUACCAACUCCAGCAGGCCAAAAUAGUCCCUUACUUCAAUAUUUUGGAAUUCUUUUAGAUCAGGGUCAAUUGAAUAUGUAUGAAUCUUUGGAAUUGUGCAAACCUGUGCUACUGCAAGGUCGCAAACAGCUCUUAGAAAAGUGGUUAAAAGAAGAAAAAUUGACGUGUUCUGAGGAACUUGGGGAUUUGGUGAAACAGGCCGAUCCAACCCUUGCACUCUCUGUUUAUCUUAGAGCAAAUGUUCCAGCAAAGGUGAUCCAGUCUUUUGCCGAAACUGGUCAGUUUCAAAAAAUCGUAAUCUACGCGAAAAAAGUGUCCUACACUCCCGACUACAUUUUUCUGUUGCGCCAAGUGAUGCGUACCAACCCGGACCAGGGAGCAGCAUUCGCUUCUAUGCUUGUGGCCGACGAAGAACCACUUGCAGACAUCAACCAGAUUGUAGACAUCUUCAUGGAACAGAACCUCGUGCAACAGUGUACCGCGUUCUUACUUGAUGCCCUCAAGCACAACAGACCAAACGAGGGUCACCUACAAACUCGUCUUCUCGAAAUGAAUCUGAUGUCCGCUCCCCAAGUUGCAGACGCUAUUUUAGGCAACAACAUGUUCACUCAUUACGAUCGUGCACACAUUGCGCAACUGUGUGAAAAGGCUGGCCUUUUACAGAGGGCAUUAGAACACUAUACCGACUUGUACGACAUUAAAAGGGCAGUGGUACACACUCAUUUGCUGUCAGCUGAUUGGUUGGUCGGGUUCUUUGGCACGUUGAGUGUUGAAGACAGUUUAGAGUGUUUAAAGGCGAUGCUUACGGCUAACAUCAGACAGAACUUGCAGAUUUGCGUACAAAUUGCGACAAAAUAUCAUGAACAGUUAACCACUAAAGCUCUCAUUGAUCUUUUUGAAGGAUUUAAAAGUUAUGAAGGUUUAUUCUAUUUCUUGGGCUCAAUCGUCAAUUUUAGCCAAGACCCUGAGGUUCAUUUUAAAUACAUCCAAGCUGCUUGCAAAACAGGUCAGAUUAAAGAGGUGGAACGUAUUUGCCGCGAGAGUAACUGUUACAACCCUGAAAGAGUCAAAAACUUCCUCAAAGAAGCCAAACUCACUGACCAAUUACCUCUUAUAAUCGUGUGCGAUCGAUUCGAUUUCGUCCAUGAUCUUGUUCUCUAUCUCUAUCGCAAUUCGUUGCAAAAAUAUAUUGAGAUCUACGUUCAGAAAGUGAAUCCAAGUCGAUUACCGGUGGUGGUGGGAGGACUUUUGGACGUGGAUUGUUCUGAAGACAUCAUAAAGAACUUAAUUUUGGUCGUGCGUGGGCAAUUUUCGACCGAUGAGCUGGUCGAAGAAGUAGAAAAAAGGAAUAGAUUGAAACUUCUCCUACCUUGGUUGGAAAGUAGAGUACAUGAAGGCUGCGUGGAACCAGCUACACACAAUGCAUUAGCAAAAAUUUACAUUGAUUCGAACAAUAAUGCUGAAAGGUUUUUGCGCGAAAACCAAUGGUACGAUUCACGAGUAGUAGGACGUUAUUGUGAAAAACGAGAUCCGCAUUUAGCUUGCGUGGCUUACGAAAGGGGCCAGUGCGAUCGCGAAUUAAUCGCUGUGUGUAACGAAAACUCCCUCUUUAAAUCGGAAGCCCGUUAUUUGGUUAAAAGGCGGGAUGCGGAAUUAUGGGUUGAAGUUUUAAACGAGAACAACCCCUACAGGAGACAACUAAUCGAUCAAGUCGUUCAAACGGCACUUAAUGAGACCCAAGAUCCUGAAGAUAUUUCUGUUACUGUCAAGGCAUUCAUGUCAGCUGAUUUGCCUAAUGAACUUAUUGAACUAUUGGAGAAGAUUGUACUUGAUAAUUCAGUUUUCUCUGAUCACAGGAAUUUACAGAAUCUACUUAUUUUAACUGCUAUCAAAGCGGAUACAACCAGGGUUAUGGACUACAUCAACCGUUUGGACAACUACGACGCUCCCGAUAUUGCAAACAUUGCCAUCAACAACCACCUGUACGAAGAAGCGUUUGCAAUUUUCAAGAAGUUCGAUGUAAACACGUCUGCCAUCCAAGUACUCAUCGAGAACGUUAACAAUUUAGAUCGUGCAUACGAAUUUGCUGAACGUUGCAAUGAACCCCCCGUUUGGAGUCAACUAGCCAAAGCUCAACUCAGCCAAGGACUCGUCAAAGAAGCCAUCGAUUCUUAUAUCAAAGCGGACGAUCCAAGUGCAUACAUGAGCGUCGUUGAAACAGCUUCUAAGAACAAUUCAUGGGAAGAUUUAGUUAGAUAUCUUCAAAUGGCUCGCAAGAAGGCAAGGGAGAGUUAUAUAGAAUCAGAACUGAUUUAUGCGUAUGCCAAGACUGGUCGUUUAGCAGACCUAGAAGAGUUCAUAAGUGGUCCCAAUCAUGCAGACAUCCAAAAGAUUGGAGAUCGCUGUUUCGAUGACAAAAUGUAUGAUGCUGCUAAACUUUUGUAUAACAACGUUUCAAACUUUGCAAGACUGGCUAUCACUUUAGUACAUCUCAAGGAAUUCCAGGGAGCUGUAGAUUCGGCGCGUAAGGCAAACAGCACUCGCACGUGGAAAGAAGUUUGUUUCGCAUGCGUGGACGCCGAGGAGUUUCGACUUGCACAGAUGUGCGGUAUGCAUAUUGUAGUCCAUGCCGACGAACUUCAAGACCUUAUUAAUUAUUACCAGGACCGGGGUUAUUUUGAAGAACUGAUUGGACUUCUUGAAGCUGCUCUCGGUUUAGAGCGAGCGCACAUGGGCAUGUUUACUGAACUCGCCAUUCUAUACUCGAAGUACAAGCCCGCAAAAAUGAGGGAACAUCUGGAAUUGUUUUGGUCCAGAGUUAACAUUCCAAAGGUACUUAGAGCUGCCGAGCAUGCACACUUGUGGGCAGAGUUGGUAUUCUUAUAUGAUAAAUACGAAGAAUACGAUAACGCCGUUCUGGCAAUGAUGGCUCAUCCAACGGAGGCGUGGCGAGAGGGCCAUUUUAAAGAUAUCAUAACCAAAGUAGCCAACAUUGAACUUUACUACAAAGCUAUACAAUUUUAUCUUGAUUUUAAACCUCUGCUUUUAAACGACCUUCUUCUAGUUUUGGCUCCACGAAUGGACCAUACGAGGGCUGUAGCAUUCUUUACGAAAACUGGCCACCUUCAACUAGUUAAAUCUUAUUUGCGUUCUGUACAAAGUUUAAAUAACAAAGCUAUAAAUGAAGCUCUCAAUUCAUUGUUGAUCGAAGAAGAAGAUUAUCAGGGUUUAAGGACGUCAAUCGACGCUUUCGACAAUUUCGACAAUAUCGGCCUGGCGCAGAGCUUGGAAAAACAUGAACUUACAGAGUUCAGACGUAUAGCUGCCUAUUUAUACAAAGGGAACAACCGGUGGAAGCAGAGUGUCGAACUGUGCAAAAAGGACAGAUUAUUUAGGGACGCAAUGGAAUACACAGCAGAAUCGAAAAAUCCUGAACUGGCUGAAGAACUUCUCGCCUGGUUCCUUGAGAGAGAAGCCUACGACUGUUUUGGAGCGUGUCUUUAUCAGUGUUACGAUCUAUUGAAACCUGACGUUAUAUUGGAACUAGCGUGGAGACACAAGAUCAUGGACUUUGCCAUGCCGUAUCUUAUUCAAGUGACACGUGAAAUGACCACAAAGAUCGAAAAACUGGAACAAGCUGAAACCCAGAGGCAAACAGAAUCAGCCGAAGAAACACACAAACCCAUGAUCAUGCCCGAGCCGCAGCUAAUGUUGACAGCUGGACCUGGAAUGGGUAUUCCACCUCAACAAUAUGUUCCCCCCCAGGCGUAUGCACCCCAAGCUGCUUAUGCCCCCCAGAUGCCGUACCAGGGUUACGGCAUGUAGGAGUAUACUGGCGUCUUCGAGACGUGCCGUCAAGCCUAUAGCAAGUGGCAGUAAAAAAAAAAAAAAUAAAAUGAAACGGGCGAAAUCCCGAAUGAAUUUGUGUUUUACAAACGCGCGUCUACUUUUGUUUUCGGUAAAGAAACCAUCGUCUUAUUCAAUCAGCUAGUUAUAUUUGGUUGCAGAUUUUUCUAUAUCAGCCAUUCUAACGUUUACCACCACCCUAUAUACUGUCCAUAUUAUGUUUUUCCAUUCUUCCCCAAUCUGAUUUAGUAAGUUUUCUGUUCUUAAAAAUAGGAUGCGAGUAUGGACAUGUAAUUAAACACUUUUUCUCUCUUCCCGCUUUUGGGUCAGUUAUUGUAUCGUCCGUAUUUAAGUAAGUCUUAAGUCCUUUCCCCGUCAUUUUUAUAGUCCAUUUGCAACAUACUUGAUUUUAAUGUAAGUAUGUUAGUCAAUUUCCUUUUAAUCCAGUUGAAUAUCGCUUCUUUAUACACAUUGUUCCUUUUUUUUUUUCGUUCGUUUUCAAACUAUAACACAUGCUGUUUUUGGAUGUGUUCAUCGAUUUGUCGUAUUAUCACGAGACCUUUAGGAAAUUAAAUAUUAAAAAUACCCUCGUAUCCAAAAUCAUACAACACUAAUAAAUAACAAUAUAAUUGAUGAUUAACUGUAUAUGUACUUUAGCUGCUAUUUUUGACGCUGCUAAUAUCACCACUACUAUUCCUGAUUGAAAUCCGUUAACAUUAAGUAGAAGUCCUGCAUAUUUUUUUAAAAUUUACAUAUAUAUAAGUGUAUAUAAAUACAUAUACACUACCUGAGAUAUAUAAUAAUUAUUAUUGUAAUUAAUUACUGUCAUACCUAAUUAUAUGGAAAUUUAUUAACUAUUUUUCGUCCAUUUUUCCCUCGUAAAAAGGAAAAACUGCUAUUAAUAAUAUUUGAACGUGAUUUAUAUUCUUUUUCUUAUUAUUUUUAAUAUGUACGUAUAUUUAUUAUUCUUUUAGUUAUUAUAUUUUUGCUGCACCAUUAUUGCUACUACCACUACUGUUAUUGUCAUUGUUUGUCUGAUUCUCUUUAACAGGUGGGUGUUUCGUUGCACUGUAAAUAAAUAGUAAUAUAAAUAUGAUAAAUAUUAGUCUGUCAAAAGCAAGAUGUACAUAAAAGGGUGGCCUCUUUAAAUGACUCGAGCGUCCCAGGGUGACUAAAAAUUUUUCUUUUUGGAUUUCGAAAAGUUUAUCUCUUGAGUUUCAGUAAUUACUCCUGUUUGUACUAUUUGAAUUAUUACGGAAUAAUAAUUCCUUUCCAUUUUUAUACGUUGGUUUUCAAGUACAAAUUGGCAGAAUGGAAUUAAUUUUCUUUUUAGUGAACACUAAUAAUAAUUAAUUUAAUGCUCGUCUGUUCUGCGUAUCAUUCCCAUCAUAUAACACAAAACUAAUCCUUAUAUAAAAAAAUUUAUUGGAAGGGCGAUUAAUUAAAUCCCGGUGUGUAGUUUUUUUGUUUUAUUUUCUUUUGAGAAGUUGUAAAGCGCCUGUAACUUUAGACCCGUACUUGUUUAGAUAUUAUUAUUAUUAUUAUAAUUAUUAAUAAUAAAUCGAUUGUUGCCUGGUUAUAUGUAUGUUGCAUUAGCAACGUGUUUUGUAACGUUGCAAAUGCUGUUCGUUUAGUUAUAAUGAAACAUUAUUAUAUUAAAACCAAGGAAAUAAAGGACUAUUAAUUGAGAUUUA
Messenger RNA from Agrilus planipennis (emerald ash borer), 6753 nucleotides. RefSeq names its product clathrin heavy chain (gene Chc). Gene Ontology annotation, biological process: receptor-mediated endocytosis; intracellular protein transport. Gene Ontology annotation, molecular function: structural molecule activity; clathrin light chain binding. The transcript is spliced from 18 exons. Bases 80 to 5038 code for a protein of 1652 amino acids. The record is from RefSeq and is a predicted model, not a curated record. Lineage: Eukaryota; Metazoa; Arthropoda; Insecta; Coleoptera; Buprestidae. Gene Ontology annotation, cellular component: clathrin coat of coated pit; clathrin coat of trans-Golgi network vesicle; cell cortex.